UAAGUCCUCUGCUCAACCUGUUGUCCACACUGCGAUCUCUAUCUUUUAGAAGGCUUUUCAAAGCCACACCAGCAUUUGUUGCAGGAUCUACAUACCUCACCCGAUCCGCAAACAUGGCACCGACAACUACCACCAACGGCGCGAAUGGAACAAACGGCACUGUGCAGAAGAGCUCGAAAUUGCACUCGAAAGUGGUCAUCAUCGGCUCAGGACCCGCAGGGCAUACCGCAGCCAUUUACCUAGCGCGUGCAAACUUGAACCCUGUGCUUUUCGAGGGUUUCAUGGCAAAUGGCUUCGCCGCAGGCGGCCAGCUCACCACAACCACCGAGAGUGAGAAUUUUCCGGGUUUCCCAAAUGGCAUAUUGGGGCCUGAGCUGAUGGACAAGUUCCGCGCCCAGUCUCUGCGCUUCGGCACCAAUAUCAUCACCGAGACGGUCUCCAAGGUCGACCUCUCUGCAAGGCCGUUCCGAUACUGGCGCGAAUUCCAGGAGGAUCAGGCGCCUGAGACAGCGGAUGCGCUCAUUAUCGCAACGGGGGCCAGCGCAAAACGACUCGGCCUCAAGGGCGAGGAGACCUACUGGCAAAGCGGUAUCAGUGCGUGCGCUGUCUGCGACGGUGCCGUACCUAUAUUCCGGAACAAGCCUCUCGCUGUGAUCGGUGGGGGCGAUUCGGCAGCGGAAGAAGCGACACAAUGUUUUCCCGAUUGCGUAGAUCUCACGAAAUACGGUUCACAUGUCUACGUUCUCGUCCGGCGUGCGGAGUUGCGCGCGUCUAAGAUUAUGGCGAAACGACUGCUCAAUAAUCCGAAAGUCACCAUCCUCUGGAACACGACCGCCGUCGAAUGCCAGGGCGACGGAGAUUUGCUUAACAACCUGAGAAUCAAGAACGUCCUGACGGGCGAGGAGAAGGACCUCCCUGUCAAUGGACUGUUCUACGCCAUCGGCCAUGAGCCAGCGACUGGUCUCGUCCGCGGUCAGCUGCAGACGGACUCCGACGGGUACAUCAUCACGGUGCCCGGCACGACCCAAACGAGUGUCAAGGGUGUCUUUGCUGCUGGUGAUGUACAAGACAAGCGAUAUCGCCAGGCGAUCACGAGUGCGGGCAGUGGGUGCAUGGCUGCGCUCGAGGCCGAGAGGCUGAUUGCUGAGGAGGAGGAGGGCGUCGAGGAUUAGGGCGAGACGAGCAUUCAUUCAGCAGCAUGUCUAUAGAUGUAUCUUCUACCAUUAGCUGUCCCACAUAGAGUGCAUUUCAUUAUCGAACACUGGUCGUUGCAUUA
Molecule: messenger RNA, 1276 nt
Organism: Postia placenta MAD-698-R-SB12
Lineage: Eukaryota; Fungi; Basidiomycota; Agaricomycetes; Polyporales; Adustoporiaceae
Exons: 5
Coding region: 114-1172 (352 amino acids)
Biological process (GO): removal of superoxide radicals
Cellular component (GO): cytoplasm
Molecular function (GO): thioredoxin-disulfide reductase (NADPH) activity
Source: RefSeq, a predicted model, not a curated record